This is a messenger RNA of Archocentrus centrarchus (flier cichlid), 4296 nucleotides long. It is a transcript of the gene atp7b, whose product is annotated as ATPase copper transporting beta. Lineage: Eukaryota; Metazoa; Chordata; Actinopteri; Cichliformes; Cichlidae. Bases 23 to 4072 code for a protein of 1349 amino acids. The transcript has 21 exons. Gene Ontology annotation, molecular function: P-type divalent copper transporter activity; copper ion binding; ATP hydrolysis activity. Gene Ontology annotation, cellular component: membrane. The record is from RefSeq and is a predicted model, not a curated record. Gene Ontology annotation, biological process: monoatomic cation transport; copper ion homeostasis.
ACGCCGCCACAGCAGCUCCAGCAUGUUUUCGCCGAAGUCUCCCAAAAGCCCAGCCGAGUGUGACUCCGAGCCCGGCUCCGGGGAGCAGAUCUGCAUGGUUGAGUGUGGCUCUAAGCCCAGAUGCACCUGUGGCGUCCGCGCAGAGGGCUGCGACAGGAGAGACUGUGUGGCACAUUUAAAGGAGUGUGACCCUAACAUUGAAAAGAAAGGCUUUGACAACUUAGCCUACGAGUAUGGGAGCCAGAGCGAGCUCUACCCUCCACCCAAAACUGCCUCAAGAGCCACUUUUAAACUCCAGGGGCUCACCUCUGAGCACGAGGUCCACGUCAUCCAAACCAGAAUCUGCAGCCUGAAUGGAGUACUUGCCGUCACGUGGUCUGUACCCAACAGUUUGGCCAAGGUGGACUACGAUGCUUCAGCUACUACAACCAAAGAGAUCGCCCUGGAGCUCCAGACCUCGGGAUAUGGCGUGGAGUCUACGGUGCAGAUCAGGGUGGAUGGCAUGCAUUGCCAAUCCUGUGUUCAGUCCAUUGAGGGACAGAUCGGGGCGCUAAAAGGGGUUUCACAUAUUCAGGUGUCUCUUCAGGACAAAGCAGCAGUGGUUGUUUUUCAGCCUCUUCUAAUCACACAACAAGAGCUAAGAGACAAAAUUGAGGACAUGGGCUUUGACGCUGCUUUAUUACCCGAGGACCCAUCAGGAGGAGAUUUAAGCUUCUGGAAGAACGAGGAGCUGAAUGUCUCCACCGAGACUGUAACCGUCUGGAUUGGAGGGAUGACUUGCAGCUCUUGUGUGCAGACAAUAGAAGGGAGGAUCUCUCAGAUGACUGGAGUGCAGUUCAUAGUGGUGUCGCUGAAGGAGGAAAAAGGAACAAUAACCUUUGACCCCAGUUUGACUGAACCAGAGCAGCUCAGGGCAGCUAUUGAGGACGUGGGCUUUGACGCUUCACUUCAAGAACCUAUAAAGAGCAUUCAGAGUCAUGAAAAGUCACAGCUUGUAAGCUCUGGACUUUCUGACAUGUUGGCCAGCAGGCCUCGAGUCAGCAGUGGCACUGGAUCACAGGUACCCUCUGCAAGCUCUCACCCCAGCUCUCCUGAGAUGAGAGUACAAAAGUGCUUCAUCUGUGUUACGGGGAUGACCUGUGCCUCCUGUGUGGCCAACAUUGAGAGAAACCUGCUCAAACACAGGGGAGUCCUCUCAGUGUUGGUGUCACUAAUGGCUGGUAAGGCGGAGGUGAAGUAUGAUUCAAAUGUCCUGGAUGCCGUUGCUGUGGCUGAGCUCAUUAAACACUUGGGCUUUGGUGCCAAAUUGAUUGAGGAUGAUACAGUAACGCACGGAAAACUGGAUCUCACUAUAACCGGCAUGACGUGCGCAUCAUGUGUCCACAACAUCGAGUCUAAGCUCAGCUCAACCAGAGGGAUCCUCAUGGCCUCGGUCACACUGGCAACCAAAAAAGCUCAGAUCCAGUUUGACCCAGAGGUGCUCGGAGCUCGAGAUAUUAUCAAGAUCAUCCAGGGUCUUGGAUUUGAGGCCAGUCUGGAGAAGGUGGGCUUCAAGAACAACCUCGACCAUAAAGAAGAAAUUCGACAGUGGAAGAGCUCCUUUUUGUUGAGCCUGGUCUUUGGCCUGCCUGUGAUGGGCCUCAUGAUCUACAUGAUGAUUAUGGAUAACCUACACCAGGAACAUGGAGGCUCCAUGCCCACUGAACAGAACGUACUGCCAGGCCUCUCCAUCCUCAACCUGCUCUUCUUUGUGCUCUGUACACCUGUGCAGAUCUUUGGAGGACGAUACUUCUACAUUCAGGCAUACCGCUCAUUAAAACACUGCACGGCCAACAUGGAUGUGCUAAUUGUGUUGGCCACCUCCAUUGCCUACAUCUACUCCUGCGUGGUCCUCAUUGUAGCCAUGGCUGAGCGAGCCAGCCAAAGCCCCGUCACCUUUUUCGACACUCCACCGAUGCUCUUUGUGUUCAUAGCUUUGGGGCGAUGGCUGGAGCACAUUGCAAAGAGUAAAACCUCAGAGGCUUUGGCCAAAUUAAUGUCACUUCAAGCCACUGAUGCCACUGUGGUCACUCUGGGAUCUGACAAAGCCAUCAUCAGUGAGGAGCAGGUAGUGGUGGAGCUGGUCCAGAGGGGUGACAUUGUCAAGGUUGUCCCUGGAGGAAAGUUCCCAGUUGACGGAAAAGUGAUUGAAGGGAGCUCCAUGGCAGAUGAGUCCUUGAUUACAGGUGAGCCAAUGCCUGUUAGUAAGAAGGUGGGCAGUUUAGUGAUUGCUGGCUCCAUCAACGCUCAUGGUGCUCUUCUGGUGGAGGCCACUCAUGUUGGCGCUGAAACAACACUGUCACAAAUAGUCAAGCUGGUGGAAGAGGCACAAACCUCUAAGGCCCCUAUCCAGCAGUUUGCAGACAGACUCAGUGGCUACUUUGUUCCCUUCAUCGUUAUCGUUUCCCUGCUAACAUUAGUCGUGUGGCUGGCCAUUGGGUUUGUCAACUUUGACAUUGUGAAAGAGAACUUCCCGGGUUACAACCAGAACAUCUCUAAGGCAGAGGUUAUCGUCCGCUUCGCCUUCCAGGCAUCCAUCACUGUUCUCUCCAUUGCCUGCCCCUGCUCUCUGGGGCUGGCAACCCCGACUGCUGUCAUGGUGGGCACCGGGGUCGGAGCUCAGAAUGGAAUCCUCAUUAAAGGAGGCGAGCCACUGGAGAUGGCGCAUAAGAUUGGUGUGGUGAUGUUUGAUAAAACUGGAACGAUUACAAAUGGCGUGCCACGGGUGACUCGAGUAUUGGUGUUGUGGGAAAUGGCCCGUAUGCCCCUGAGGAAGAUCCUGGCAGUGGUAGGCACUGCAGAGGCUGGUAGCGAGCACCCACUGGGCAUAGCAGUUGCCAAACACUGCAAACAGGAGCUGGGGUCUGAUGUCCUGGGUUGCUGCCAGGACUUCCAAGCUGUACCUGGCUGUGGGAUCAGCUGCCGGGUGUCCAGCGUGGAACAUCUGCUGUUGCUACAGCCGAGCGAGGAGCGUUUUCUGCUGCCAGGAGCCACAACUGAUGAAAGCAGCCUGCUGCCUCCAGAAGAGUCCACUUCUGCAGCUGAGGGGCCAACUUAUUGUGUUCUGAUUGGGAACAGAGAAUGGAUGAGGAGGAACGGCCAUCACAUUGGAGCAGAUGUGGAUGCCGCCAUGUCGAGUCACGAAACCAAAGGGCAGACAGCCAUAUUGGUGGCUAUAGACGGUGUUUUGUGUGCAAUGUUAGCCAUCGCAGACACGGUGAAAGCAGAGUCAGCAUUAGCAGUGCAUACACUUAACACCAUGGGCAUCGAGGUGAUCAUGAUAACAGGAGACAACAGGCGCACAGCUAAAGCCAUAGCAGCACAGGUGGGGAUCAGAAAGGUGUUUGCAGAGGUGCUACCAUCACACAAGGUGGCGAAAGUCCAGGAGCUGCAGGAGCAAGGCCUGCUGGUGGCCAUGGUGGGAGAUGGCGUGAACGACUCGCCCGCCCUCGCCCGUGCUGAUGUUGGCAUCGCCAUCGGCACAGGCACCGACGUGGCCAUCGAGGCCGCUGACAUUGUCCUGAUCCGAAACGACCUGCUGGAUGUGGUGGCAAGCAUCGAGCUGUCCAAGAAAACGGUGCGUCGGAUAAGGAUCAACUUUGUCUUUGCUCUCAUCUACAACCUUGUGGGAAUACCAAUUGCUGCAGGGGUGUUCAUGCCUGUUGGCCUGGUGCUCCAACCCUGGAUGGGCUCCGCUGCAAUGGCCGCCUCAUCAGUUUCAGUGGUCCUGUCUUCUUUAAUGCUGAGAAUGUACAAGAAAACCUCAGUGGAGCUGUAUGAGAUGCGCUCAAGAGGCCAAAUGAGGAGCCUUCAUUCCUCUCAGAUCAGCACACAUCAGGGUCUGGACAGCCGGCGGCGGAGCCCCGCUCUCCCCAAAGCAACAUGGGAACAGCGGAGCCCAAGCGGUGCGGCCUCACCCAGCCUCUCCAGCCAGCCACCCAGUCAAGGGGCAUCUAUUAAGGUUGUCACUGAGGAGCAGGACCGCUACUCCCUGCUGGAGCACCAGACUGCAGAGGUCCUCAAUGUGUUGUAAAGGGAAGAUGGGAACACCGUUUUCUAUACAUUUUUAUAUGUAUUUAUGUAAAUAGACUAAUCGUGAAACCUAAAAUGCUCUUUUACUUUGAUGUAACGUGAAAGUUUUACAGAAACAACAAGAAUUAAAGUUGAUAUAUAUAAAAAACAGGUUUUCUUGUGUGUCGCACAAAUCCUCCAGAAAAUAACAAAUGCACUUUCACAAGAUCAACGAGUCAAAGAUGC